AUGCAACUGCGUUGGAGCGGCCACCUGGUGCGCAUGGACGGCGAGCGGCUACCCAAACGACUCUUCUACGGAGACGUCGCCACAGGUUCUCGUCCCCAAGGAGGCCAAAUUCGCCGUUACUAGGAUACACUGAAGUCCUCCCUGAAGCGUCUGCAAAUUAACCCGACCAACUUGGAAGACCUCGCCCUCCACCUACCGACCGACUUGGAGGAGGACAGCGAAGACAGGCGCUGCGAUCUAUAAAGCCAUCCGCAUCGCCGCCGCCAAAGUGAAAAGCGAAUCACGCAAAUCACAGCUGCGCCCACUACGCAACGCAGAUCCACGACUGAUUCCAACGUGUCCUCGGUGUCAACGGACAUUCCGGACACGGAUAAGACUUAUAGGACACCUUCGGAUCAACUGCGCUUCCCGGACUGCACCAAACGUCUUUACUCCGUCCGCCUCUUCUUCGUCCUCUCCGCCGCCAACCAACUCUGACUCUUCUUCCGAACCACCACUUCCAUCCUCCUUCUCCUCCUCCUCCUCCUCCUCCUCCUCCACCGCGCCUUCCUCCUCUUCCUCAUUCCCCUCCCCAGUUUUUCCCCCUCCAUUGCCCCAACGACGACCGCUCUGGCGGCCGUCACGCACACCAGCACCACACACACAUCACCCCUGCAACCUCUCACUCCAGAUGUGA
Molecule: messenger RNA, 676 nt
Organism: Spirometra erinaceieuropaei
Lineage: Eukaryota; Metazoa; Platyhelminthes; Cestoda; Diphyllobothriidea; Diphyllobothriidae
Source: the annotation of a GenBank genome assembly